AUGACUGGCACUACUCAUGUUCUAACAGUAUUGUUUGCAUUGGCAAGUGUUGCUGAGGCAAUACCGUCAAGUCCAUUGGCUUUUGAACAUGCUAUGAAAGAGGCUCUGGCCCAUGUUGAUGGGCUAUUAAAAUCGCCACCCAAUAAUUUACGCAAUCUCCCUCCAGUGAUUGCAAAUCCAACUACCAACCAAAGAACCAUAAAGGAUGGAGAAAUCCCUCGCUAUGUAAUCGAUUAUGCACCUUUGGUUCAUUUAUACUCCGAAGAAAGAUAUCUCCCAUAUGAUGUUAAGGAGUAUGUUACAAAUCUUCAUGUUGAGUUUGAAAAUGGAACUACAGUACCGGGAACAGAAAAGAAUAUGAACAUCCGAAAGUUGGGAGAUUUGGCUAAAGAUUAUCCCAAUGAAUUUCUUAUAAUGACAUCAAACUCCAAUUUUGAUGCUGACCCAGAGUGGAUUACUGGUGUUAAGAAUAAACCCAGUUUGAUAGAUGGUGAAAUAGAGAAUGCACCUGCUACUUUGAUCGUUGUAGAUAAAGGUAAUGGAUGGGUUGAUUCUUAUUGGUUUUAUUUUUAUUCGUUUAAUUUAGGCCCCUUUGUGAUGGGAGCUGGUCCUUAUGGAAAUCAUGUUGGAGAUUGGGAGCAUUCGUUAGUUCGAUUCUAUAAAGGUACCCCAGUGAUUGUAUGGAUGUCUGCCCAUGGGGGUGGUGGAGGAUUUUACUAUAAACACUUGGAAAAGUAUGAUUUAGACCCUAAACAUCCUAUAAUAUUUUCUGCAAGAGGUACCCAUGCCAAUUAUCCCAGUGUGGGACAACAUCCACAUGAUUUACCAUACGAAAUUUUAUGUGAUUUCACUGAUAGAGGACCACUCUGGAAUCCAACCAGAAACUAUUUAGGUUACACCUAUGAUGGGGUAAAAGUUCACCCUAGUAUCGGAAGAAAUGCCAACCCUAAACAUACAGGUAGAGAAUGGCUGUAUGGAGACUGGUUGUACUUUAGGGGAGCGUGGGGGGACCAAAAGUUACCAUCAUCAGAUCCUCGUCAAAAGUACAAUAUCAUUGGCGGUUAUAAAUACAUUCUUGGACCAACUGGACCACUUCAUAAGAACCUUGAUCGGAUAAAGCCUUGUGAGAGAACCAAAUGGUGGAAUUUCUGGGGUGGGUGUAAUAUAAGAACCAAUAUAAAGUGGGGAGUUGGAGUUGAAAGUGAAGGGAAUAAUUGUGGGAAUAUGUUCAAUCAUAUACGACCACUUUGGCUUCGGAAAGUUAUCAAUACCGUUACUUGGGGAGGAGGAUUUUGCUUUUUAGUUGAUAUAUUUUAUGGGUAA
Lizanozyma spartinae is the source of this 1323-nucleotide messenger RNA. RefSeq lists its product as uncharacterized. The record is from RefSeq and is a predicted model, not a curated record. The coding region runs from base 1 to 1323 and encodes 440 amino acids. The transcript has a single exon. Lineage: Eukaryota; Fungi; Ascomycota; Pichiomycetes; Serinales; Debaryomycetaceae.